This is a messenger RNA of Pseudo-nitzschia multistriata, 1472 nucleotides long. The record is from the annotation of a GenBank genome assembly. NCBI's taxonomy places the organism in Eukaryota, Bacillariophyta, Bacillariophyceae, Bacillariales, Bacillariaceae.
CCGACCACACCGUACCCAGCCGCAACCCCAAACCAAAGCAGCCACCAUGUCGGUACCAUCUAUGAGCGGGUUUGCAAUGAUGUCGCCCCACCGUGCCGUCUUGGAGGCCAACCCCGACGACGAUGCCGGGCAGGUCCGCCUCCUGGAGGAGCUCCAGUCACGGGGCCGGGCCGCCGUGGGAGCCAAGUCCUGGAUGGACGCGAAGCUCCUGUACGAGAAGUGCCUGACCAUGACGGGCUGUUCGCUUGUGGACAAGAACAAAGAGGCGAUAUUUCACUCCAACCUGAGCCUGGUGGAGAACAGCAUGGGAGAAUUCGAAAAGGCACGGGUGGCCGCCGAAGCCGCGACCCAGGACGAUCCGAAGUACGUCAAGGGCUGGUGGAGACUGGGCCAGGCCUUGCUUGCCCUGCACCGGCCGGAGGAAGCCCUCGAUGCCUUUUCGAGGGCAAAGGUGCUGGACCCGACYAACAAGGCGCUCACGAAACUCGUCGCAAAGACCAAGAAACAGGUCGAGGAAGAGAAGGCCCUGAUGAUGGAAACCGAGGGGGACAAAGAUUCCGGCAAGGACGCCACCAAAACCACCGUGUCGAUGCCCGCGCCGCCUCCCAAAUCGGUCAAAUCCACGAAACCAGCCGCUGCCAAGAGCAGCAGCAGCAGCAGCGCAGCGAACGCCACCGGUGACGACGACGACGACGAUUCCAAGCUGUUCACCAAGUCGGAACCCGUUCGGGGAUACAAGGUCGUCAACGGAAAAAAGACGAGCUACUUCCACAACGAACUGGACGAGAAAUCGAGGGAGCUCAUCGGGGACAUUGCGCCCAAGAAAAUCGAAAACCCGGCGCCAACCCCGGCGGCCGCGAAUGCCAGCAAACAGGGCACAUCGGUAUGGAACACGGGAGGCACCUGGGAAGAACGAAACGUCACGGAGUGGGCAAAGAAGACKCUYUCCGACUUUCUUCUACAAACCACCUACACGCUGCCGCCCAGCUCUCCGGCCCCCGGUGCGGUCGCCAGGGUCGAGAAGGUCGCCAAGCUCGACGGCCACGCCAGCGUCGCCGUCGUUCGUGGCAAGACGCGGUUCAUCUACGAAUUCUGCUGCAAGCUGGAGUGGGAGCUGGACAAGCCCGACGACGAGCUGAGCUGUGCCGGAAGCCUCUCCAUCCCGGACAUCGAUGGGACGAUAGCCCUCGGGGAGGGAUACGAGAUACACGACUUUGGCAUCGAGAGCGUCAGCAACCCCUCGGUCCGGCCCCUGGUGGAUCGGUUCGUGCACCGCGGGGGCUUUCACGAGGCGCUGAACGARCAGAUCGACGACUGGGUGCGCCACUUCAAGGCCGAACACGGACCCAAGGACGCCUAGAAAUCGAGGAGAAGAAASRGAAAGAGCCYAGCGAAGAGAUCGGAGUGCGAUCCACAGAACGCUUGGGCUGUACAGUGCAAUAGUAGGACGGCAAUAGACUAGUAUUGAGCUU